UUUGCUAUUUUCCACCAAUAUUACUUCCGGUUAGUCUUUUUGAUCCUCACUGGUUUCUGUUUCCGCUCUGCUCAGUUGGCAUUUAGGCAAGAUGGCGUCAGAACCGAACAAGACAGAAAUUCUCACCAUUUUUAAACGUUUGCGCUCCAUACCUACAAACAAGGCCUGCUUUGACUGUGCUGCUAAGAACCCGAGCUGGGCCAGUAUCUCGUAUGGAGUGUUUCUGUGCAUCGACUGUUCUGGGAUACAUCGCUCCUUGGGAGUGCACUUGAGCUUUAUCAGAUCCACAGAACUGGAUUCCAACUGGAGCUGGUUUCAGCUGAGAUGUAUGCAGGUUGGAGGAAAUGCCAACGCGAUGGGUUUUUUCCGCCAGCAUGGCUGUACCACUAAUGACACCAAUGCGAAGUAUAACAGUCGUGCGGCUCAGAUGUACAGAGAGAAGAUUCGACAGCUUGCCAACGCUGCUCUCUCCAAGUAUGGCACUGAUCUGUGGAUUGACCACUCAAGCUGUGCUCAGGCAUCACCCACAGAGAAGAGAGAGACUGACUUCUUUGACGAGCACACACUGCCUGCCAGCAGUUGGAACAUGGCGUCCCCGUCCCUAACAGAUCAGAAUGGAGCUGUAACCCCUCAACUGGAGCAGAACAAUCCUAAGAGUUCAGAGACCAGCACUCAACCUGAAGAGGGUCCAAGCAUUGAAGGACUGAGCACAAGUCCUAAAGCCACAAUAGACGACUCAAUGAGAUUGACGUCUGCAGAUUCUCCAGAAGAAGUGAAACCCUCCAUUAUUGGAAAGAAGAAGCCAGCCGCUGCAAAGAAAGGGCUUGGCGCUAAAAAGGGUCUUGGUGCCCAGAAGGUGAGCAGCAAGAGCUUCACUGAGGUGGAAAAACAAGCCCAGGUGGCCGAGAAAAUGAGAGAGGAGCAGACCACUGAGACCAAGAAACAAGCCGAAGAGUCCAUAGUGGCCUCGAUGCGACUGGCCUACAAAGAGCUGGAGAUUGACCGGAAGAUGGAGGAUAAGAAACUGAAGAACCUUGAGGGCAAGAAGAAGGAACAGGCGGAGAGGCUGGGCAUGGGAUUCGGCAACAGGAGUGCUGUGUCUCAUUCCGUGAUGGCGGAGAUGCAGGUGAUCGAGCAGGAGACCCCGGUCGGAGUCAAAUCCUCUUCUCGCUCUAAGCUGGACAUGUUUGAUGAGCCCGGGUUCACCUCUGGACCGCCCAAGUACAAGGACAACCCCUUCACCUCAGGAGACGGCUUUGGUUCACGGUGGGACAAUGAUGGAGGAUCAUCGUUCUCUUCCUGGGCUCUGGAGAAGGAGGAGACUAAAGACAGUGAGGUCACCAUCUCUAGCAUCCAGCCAAUCGGAGAAAGGCUGCCCAGCCGACGGAAACCUGAGGCGUCUGUGCCUGUCACAGAGUCCAGCGAAGCACGACAGAAGUUUGCCAAUGCUAAAGCAAUCUCGUCUGACAUGUUCUUCGGCCGUGAGAGCAACCCAGAGUAUGAAGCAAAGACUCGUCUAGAAGGCAUGUCUGGAAGCACCUCCAUCAGCUCCGCUGAUCUGUUUGGUGAUGGCAGUGUCCAUUCCUCUGGCUCAUCAGGAUUUGACAACGUGCUUCCCUCCGGUCCGGACAUCGCUCAGUUCAAGCAAGGUGUGAAGACUGUCGCAGGGAAGAUGGCAGUGCUGGCUAACGGAGUUAUGAACACCAUUCAGGAUCGCUAUGGAUCUUACUGAAAGGACUGCAUUAGAUUGAAACGGAAGUUGUAUUAAACAGGAUGCACAUCAUUGUUGAUUGGAUCUGGUCUGUCUUUCAUCCAUGAACCCACAUCUGAGCGAGCGAGCGAGAGAGAGAAAGACCAAGACCCGGGAGCUUCUAGUCUCUCCCCAGACCACUGUAGACACUCUUGCUGACAGUAUUUUAAUUUCUAUUUGAAGCACUGGAAAGAGUGUAAAGUUUGUCUUCAGAAUCACAGUGCUUUCUGUUUGAACCAACAGUCCUGUUUUCUCUGCCAUGUACUGGUCUUUUGAUUUCAAAUAAGUAUUUUGUCUGGAAUUAAAUGCAUAAUUGGAGUGCUA
Carassius gibelio (silver crucian carp) is the source of this 2074-nucleotide messenger RNA. RefSeq names its product ADP-ribosylation factor GTPase-activating protein 2. The transcript is spliced from 17 exons. Gene Ontology annotation, biological process: COPI coating of Golgi vesicle. NCBI's taxonomy places the organism in Eukaryota, Metazoa, Chordata, Actinopteri, Cypriniformes, Cyprinidae. The record is from RefSeq and is a predicted model, not a curated record. Gene Ontology annotation, molecular function: GTPase activator activity. The coding region runs from base 92 to 1732 and encodes 546 amino acids.